GUUCACUCCAAGAUUUGACAAGAAAGCAGAAGAAAUCUCUCUCUCUCUCUCUCUCUCUCUCUCUUGCUUCAGCCAUGGCUGAGACUACAGCGACUAAUGGAAUCCAUGUCUUGAAUGUUGAAGAUGGUGAUGCCAAUCACAAAACCAACCAAGAAUCCGGCAGCUUUUGCGUCUCUGUCCCUUUCAUGCAAAAGGUAUUUGCUGAGGUGCUGGGAACCUACUUCGUGAUAUUUGCAGGUUGUGGGUCUGUGGUGGUGAAUCUGGUCUCAGACAACACGGUGACGUUUCCUGGGAUUUCAAUUAUUUGGGGGCUUGUUGUGAUGGUCAUGAUUUACUCUGUUGGUCACAUCUCCGGUGCCCAUUUCAAUCCUGCUGUCACCAUUGCCUUUGCAGUGACCAAGAGGUUUCCAUUGAAGCAGGUACCUGCUUAUGUAGGAGCUCAAAUCCUUGGAUCAACUCUUGCAGCUGGUACCCUUAGACUGAUCUUCAAUGGGCCCCAAAACCACUUUGCAGGAACAACGCCUUCUGGAACUCCCUUCCAGUCAUUUGUGAUUGAGUUUAUCAUCACAUUUUACCUCAUGUUUGUUGUUUCUGGAGUUGCCACUGACAACCGAGCGAUUGGAGAGCUUGCGGGGCUUGCGGUUGGCGCUACGGUUCUUCUUAACGUGAUGUGUACAGGACCGAUUUCAGGAGCAUCGAUGAACCCGGCUAGAAGCAUAGGACCUGCAAUUGUAUCAGGCCACUUUAAGGACCUGUGGGUAUACAUUUUUGGACCAACUCUUGGAGCUGUGAGUGGUGCCUUGGUCUACAAUCUAAUCAGGUUUACGGACAAGCCGCUGCGUGAGAUCACGAAGAGUAGCUCUUUCUUACGAGGAGUGGGGCGCAAGUAACUUAUCCGAUUGAUGAAGGGUAUAUUUAAUAGCUAAUUAUGCAGAGAUUAAACAGUUUGUGGUCAGAGAAAGAGAAGCAAUUAAGACCUUUUCUUUUUUCUUUUCUUUUCUAGUUUAUGCACUUUUUUUUUUUGUUUUCCCAGAAAGCAAGGGGGCAGAUGUUUGUAAUAGAUUAUAUACUUGAAAUUAAAUUGGAAAUGGGAAUUUCCAUGUUUGGAUUGUACGGUA
Molecule: messenger RNA, 1118 nt
Organism: Pyrus x bretschneideri (Chinese white pear)
Lineage: Eukaryota; Viridiplantae; Streptophyta; Magnoliopsida; Rosales; Rosaceae
Product: aquaporin NIP1-1
Exons: 5
Coding region: 75-890 (271 amino acids)
Biological process (GO): transmembrane transport
Cellular component (GO): membrane
Molecular function (GO): channel activity
Source: RefSeq, a predicted model, not a curated record